Molecule: messenger RNA, 748 nt
Organism: Hibiscus syriacus
Lineage: Eukaryota; Viridiplantae; Streptophyta; Magnoliopsida; Malvales; Malvaceae
Exons: 2
Coding region: 76-591 (171 amino acids)
Source: RefSeq, a predicted model, not a curated record
UUUAAAAUCCCUCGUAUAUUAUUGUGUUGUUAAUUCCUUUGUUUUUUGGUUUUUUUUUGUUUUGGGGUUUCAAAAAUGGCAUCAAGGAAGAUGUUUUUCGGCUCAAAACCAAGAUAUAUCUACCCAACCAUGGAAUUUAAUGAUGUUAAUCUCUUCGAUUUCGACGAGGUUGAUGUCUGGAACAAUUCAAAUGAUCCGACAACGACCAACUCGGAACCCAAGAAGCCAUUGCCCGGUUCACGAGCUUCGUCUAAGAAAGUUUCCAAGAAGAUGGAGAUUCAGAUCAAUGAUAACAAUAAACACAGGUGUCCCCAAAUGGCAGCUGCUUCAGCUUCAUUGCCGGUCAACAUCCCGGACUGGUCCAAGAUUCUCAAAGCGGAAUACAGAGAACACGGGAAGACCGACGAAGAUGCCGUCUUCGGCGGCGGCGGAGAGGGUGAUGACGAAGGAAGGGUUCCGCCGCAUGAAUACUUGGCAAGGACGAGAAGGGCUUCGUUUUCGGUUCAUGAAGGAAUCGGAAGGACUUUGAAAGGAAGAGAUUUGCGUCGUGUUAGAAAUGCUGUCUGGAAAAAAACAGGUUUUGAGGACUAACCCGACAAAAAUAAAACCCAGGUUUAAUUUUUAUCUCUCUUUUUUAUAUACUUAUUUAGAGCAAGAAAUGGCAAAUUUUUAAUUGCCGUAUAUAUAUAUAUAUAUAAUCUGUUCUCUGGUUUUCAGUGUUUUGAGAUUCAUCAGAGGAUUUCUUUUG